Messenger RNA from Salvia splendens (bonfire salvia), 1323 nucleotides. RefSeq names its product ABC transporter I family member 19. Gene Ontology annotation, molecular function: ATP hydrolysis activity; ATP binding. The transcript has 6 exons. Bases 160 to 1020 code for a protein of 286 amino acids. Lineage: Eukaryota; Viridiplantae; Streptophyta; Magnoliopsida; Lamiales; Lamiaceae. The record is from RefSeq and is a predicted model, not a curated record.
CAAAUUAAUGGCGUAGUUGGUUGGUGAGAGAGUUCGAUUCCAUAUUUCCAUCCAUACAAUGAUUCAAACCCCGUGGCAUGACCAUACCCGCCAAACCCCAUCGCUACCCAACCUUUAACCACCUCCACCUCCACCUCCAAACCCAGCCAAAUUCCUACAAUGGAGGAAGGAUCCCACACCAUUCAAGUCAGCGGCAUGCAAUUCUCCUACGACGCCGCUUCCCCUAUCUUCUUCGAUUUCAAUCUCAACGUAUCUCCCGGAUCCUGCUGCCUCCUCGUCGGCGCCAAUGGAUCUGGAAAGACGACUCUGCUGCGGAUACUGGCGGGGAAGCACAUGGUUGGCGGCCGUGAUGUGGUGAGAGUGCUCAAUCGCUCCGCCUUUCACGACACUGAUCUCGUUUGCAACGGUGAUUUGGCCUAUUUGGGGGAAUCCUGGAGCAAGACUGUCAGCUCUGCUGGGGACCUUCCGCUUCAAGGGGACUUCUCAGCCGAACAUAUGAUCUUUGGAGUUGAAGGUGUUGACCCUGUUAGGCGGGAUAUGCUGAUCGAACUUUUGGAUAUUAAUCUUGAGUGGCGAAUGCACAAAGUUUCUGAUGGCCAAAGGCGUCGCGUGCAAAUUUGCAUGGGUCUUCUUCAUCCUUAUAAGGUACUUUUGCUAGAUGAAGUCACUGUCGAUCUAGAUGUUGUGGCUAGGAUGGAUUUGCUGGAAUUUUUCAGGGAAGAGUGUCAGAAGAGAGGAGCAACAAUUGUUUAUACAACUCAUAUUUUUGAUGGACUCGAGACAUGGGCAACUGAUCUUGUGUAUGUUCAAGAUGGUACAUUGAGGAAGUCUGAGAAGAUGGCCGCGCUCAAUGAACUGAAGCAUAACCCAAAUUUACUCUCUGUUGUUGAGUCAUGGCUAAGGUCUGAAACAAAGAUUGAGAAGAAGAAGCCAAUUAACUCCCCAUCCCCGCUCAAAACAUCUUCUCCAUUCGAUGCUUCUCCUUUUAGGUCUACAAGGCAUAUGGCGUAUUACCGUUGAGCUACAUACAUUUCAGGUGAAAUUCUAAUUCAUCAUCCAGUAAGAUAAUUAGAUGCCCCCAUAUUUAUUUAGCGAAGCUCUCUCGUUCUUUCAGAGGCACCGCAUAGCAACAUUUCCUUUACCUUAUAUUCUGCUGCCUCUUCUUAAAAAUGUACUUCUAUUGUUUUGAUUCAUAGAGAUCUUAUAGAUAUCAGGCCUCUGUUUAUUUCAGAUUUUUUUUGUUGUUGAUUUGUUUGGGGAAACUACCCUUGCAACACUGGUUAUACAUAUAGAUAUUAAUUAUGUUUGUGUUUUUUUGUGAAA